This is a messenger RNA of Chaetomium strumarium, 2268 nucleotides long. RefSeq lists its product as uncharacterized. The record is from RefSeq and is a predicted model, not a curated record. The transcript is spliced from 2 exons. Bases 163 to 2052 code for a protein of 629 amino acids. Lineage: Eukaryota; Fungi; Ascomycota; Sordariomycetes; Sordariales; Chaetomiaceae.
UUUGGAACAGCAGAAUGCUUUAAUUCACACUCCUGGAAGACCACCACGCAUCAAUACGGCUGGCGAAUCCAGGACGAUACUACGGAUACCAUCGAGACAAUUCUAUGAUUUCAGGACGCCCCCUCUGUCUGAACCUGACAUUUCGUUGCUUUUACAUCAGCCAUGGCUGAUCAGUGCAUCGUCUGUCUGGAGCCCCUGGACAUCGAGCCCGGCACGACCCCGCCGGCCCCUGUACAACAGCUGAAGGAGCAAGAAGAACAACUCGCCAUUGACGACUCCGGUGCACUCCCGAAGACAAACGAAGUUGCUGAACCGCAGCACUCCAACCAUGACAAUGUAGCGCUGAUCGAAGUCUGCGGCCACAUGCUUCAUGACAACUGUCUCCGGGAGUGGACCGAGAAGGCCAACAGCUGUCCCAUCUGCCGCCAGACCUUCCAUGUUUUCAACGUCUACGACAAGAUUGGAGGUAAAUUCUUGUCCACCCGCCGCGUCGAGGACAAGAAGCAGGUACCCGAGUUCGACCCGAGGGCAUGGGCCGACGAGCCCCCCGAAGAGCCAGAUCUUCCCAGCAGUCGCUGCCCCGUGUGCAAUUCGAGCGGAGACGAGGAGGUGUUACUCCUUUGCGAUGGCUGCGACGCAGCGUAUCAUACGCACUGUAUCGACCUCGACGGCGUCCCAAGCGGGCCCUGGUUCUGCAUGGAGUGCGUGGACGCCUUUGGACCGGACAUCAUUGAGCCUGUCGACAUCAUAAGGAGGGAGGGUGGCCGCCUUGGCCCGCGCUAUUACUUCCCGCGUACACAGGCCAGCAUGCGACGUGCUAGACAACGAGCUCGGUCAGAUGAAUGGCAAGGAGCAUGGGGCCGCAUCACAGGCCGCAUCUGGGAUGCACUUGAACUGGACCUAGAUUAUCAGGACGAUGAAGAUUCAGUGGUUUUCGAGGGCCUACGCCGGUCACAGCAGUUGCAGGAGCAGGAACGGCGAGAGCAUGAGCGCUGGCAACAGCGCUUGAACAUCGCCAGCCGGCUGGGUGCUCGUGAGGUCUUUGCAAACAGCAUGCCUCAGUUUGUUGCUCGUCCCCUGCCACCGCAACAGUCCCGGGAGGAACGGCUCGCCUGGGGUGCUUUGGAGAAAGCCAGAGAGAUGGAGUCACGAAAGCGCAAAUCAAGAUCCGCGACAGCUGAGCCGAACGAGGAGGCACAUCACGAGCCGGAGAGGAAGCUCAAGCGACCCCGCACGAGACGCUUGCCCCCUCAAAAUGGUGAAUCCUCGUCAUCUGCAGCUAGGGAUGCUGAACCAUCGACCCGGCAAGAACAGGGGAGUCAUUCGACUGCAUCAACCGAGGCGCAACCCUCGUUCCUGGCUUCGCUGCUCAAGGAGGUCGAGAUGAGCACGCCAUCGGAUGAGGAGACUCUCAGAAACAUCUUUGGUCCUAUUCCAAGUGUUAAUGACGCUCCAUCGCCGGCUCGCUCACCCUCCGUCCACAGACAAGGGUCAAUCACACCGCCAACGCACCGCGCAAGCUCACCCCAGAUGACGCUGAGUUCACACAUUGCCCCCAGAUACCCGCCGCCGAACUAUUCGCCGACAAGGGGGUCAUCGUCGAACUCGGUACAGCAUUCCCGAUCAUCCUCACCACAGAGACCUGCUCCGCAAGAAGGCAAGUCCUCUGCCGACAACAGCGACGCUGAACAUCGCGGCCGCCGCAGACAACAACAGCCUGGCCACCACAGCGUACUGGAACUCAGGCAGCCACAGCCUCGACGGACGGAGAAUCAUGCACUACCUAGGUCGCAAAACACGUCUCCUGCUCGAAGUCCACUGCCCCUCGAGGUGAAGGAGAGCAUCAGUCGAAUUGUGCGAAGCGCGUUGAAACCGCACUGGCGCUCCAGCAAACUGACCGCGGAGCAAUACGAAUCCAUCAACCGCGAAAUCUCUCGCAAGAUCUAUGAAGAAGUAGAGGAUCCAGGGGCGGUCAACGAGGAGUUGAAACAAGGCUGGGAAAGGAGAGUGACCCAAGAGGUGGCACGUGCCGUUGCCUCGUUGAAGGCUUGAUCGAACUAUCCCGUAUAUCCCCACUUUCACAACGGAGCACAUUACAGCAUGGCUGGCACAACAUGGCGCACAUUGCAUGGUCAUAUGGCAUAUGUGGUUAUGCUCGGGGUGGUGGUUUACAAACGACGUUUCUUAUUUCGGCGGGGCAUCGGAACAGUGGCGUUUCAUGGCAUCGGGACUGACUGGAUGAUCUGGUGCAGGGGGGCGGCAAUGGAA